AUGAAUGAUUCCGUGGGUGUUUCGACUAACACUUGGCAGUGGUACGAGGAAGUGAUCAAAUCAUGGCUUGAGGACCCAGGAGUGUUGGAUCAUGAGGGUCUCAAUAUUACAGCUUUGAACAGAGACCAGGCUUAUAUGGUGGGGAUUGCAGAUCUGAAUGUUGGUGUCUACAGCGUGUCUGAUGAUUGUUUUCGGUGUCCUUUCGAAUGGCAGAAGACGCUGUUAGCUCAUGAGGAAGGUACCUGGAAGGUGCAGACAGCUAGACGUUCAACUUGGCGAGUGUAUGCUGACCUCACAGAACAAUAUGUUAGCGCGGGAAAUACCUCAGGACUGUUAUGCCAGCUGCGACCUCAGAUGGGCGAGUUUGGCGUAUACAAGCUGAAUGUGACGUUGGACGGGUGUGAUGUACGCACUACUAAAGAACCUGUUGAUAUUUAUAUGCGUAAGUUCAUUUUAUAUUCAUUAGACACGCCUACCAAUGAGACAUGGGUCUGUUGUCAACAUUUAAGGUUAUUAGCUUACGGUUACAAGUAG
Molecule: messenger RNA, 534 nt
Organism: Arctia plantaginis
Lineage: Eukaryota; Metazoa; Arthropoda; Insecta; Lepidoptera; Erebidae
Source: the annotation of a GenBank genome assembly